Molecule: messenger RNA, 1119 nt
Organism: Chelonoidis abingdonii (Abingdon island giant tortoise)
Lineage: Eukaryota; Metazoa; Chordata; Testudines; Testudinidae
Product: tryptase-2-like
Biological process (GO): proteolysis
Molecular function (GO): serine-type endopeptidase activity
Source: RefSeq, a predicted model, not a curated record
GGAGAUGUGCACUUUGUCUCAUGUUAACGUGGCUCCCCUGGUUUGUGCAGUGUUCAGCCGUAUCAUCGGAGGGCAGGAUGCACAGGAGGGUCGAUGGCCCUGGCAAGUCAGUGUGCAGAAAUAUGAUGAUGAAAAAAGUGAAUACCAGCACAACUGUGGAGGAUCCCUCAUCUCAGCCCAGUGGGUGGUGUCGGCCGCUCACUGCUUCACACCCUCCGUGCCCCCUUCCAAGUACCGUGUGGUGCUGGGGGCGCACCAGCUCCUCAACCCCUCCCCGAAUCAGGUCCUGACCAAGGUGCAGAAGAUCAUCCCCCACCCCAGGUACAAUCAGACGAACCUCGUUGCUGACAUCGCCUUGAUGAGGCUGAAGAAGCCAGUGGAAACCACACAGUUCAUCCGGCCCAUCUCCCUGCCAGAGGACUCCCGCCAGUUCCCCGAGAAUGAGUGGUGUUGGGUCACCGGCUGGGGACAGGUAGAAGUGAGCAGGCCUCUCCAACCACCCAAGACCCUGCAGCAGCUGGAGGUUCCCAUCAUCGAAAGAAAAGUGUGCAACGAUCGUUUCAAGACACUGAUUCCACGCUCACCUCUGGGUUCACACCCAGUCAAAACCAAAAUGAUCUGCGCUGGGUACAUGGACAUGGACAGCCCCAAGGGAUUCUGCAACGGCGACUCUGGGGGGCCUCUAGCCUGUGAGCAGGAUGGCACCUGGUACCUGGCUGGAGUCGUGAGCUGGUUUAUGAGCACAGAUGUGAAUGGAAACAUCUGUUCUGAGCCCAAGUUCCCCGGGGUCUUCACCCGGGUGACAGCGUAUGUCAGCUGGAUCUGGAGUGAAGUGGGCCCUUCUGCCGUCGCUUCUCCAGCGCCCUGAUACUCGCCUCCCUCCUCCUCACAGCCCUGUGAGCCAUGCAUGGACCUGUCCCUGGCACUUCCAGGCCUACCCCCCUCAGGAUGUCUAUAGACCCCCCCGCUUGACCCCAGGUGUGGGCCCCGCAUUGCUGGGGUCUGUGGGACGUCGCUGGGAGAGACUGGUGGAUGGAAGCACGGAGGGGGGAGUGCUAUGGGGAAGGUGAGGCAGAGGGUGGGGGGUUAUAUCAGCCUUUCCUACAGCUCUGCAGCACC